UUUAGAAGGCGACAAGGACAGUCUUAUAACAUUUUGUAACCCUGUACUGACUUUCCGAGCCACUACUUUAAAAGCGUUGCAAUCGAUUUUAAUCGUUGCAAAACUAAUUGACGCUAUCGAAAUAUAUAGAAUUUUGCGCAAUUUCGCGUGUCAGUACCGUUUUCGGUCGAUUACGGAAAACAAGUGGCGUUUUUUGUGCUGGGGAUACGCGAUGGCCGACGAGGAAAAUGGACGCCUAAUGGAGAACAACUUAAAACCGCAGUUCGACCUCGAAGAACCAGACGAUGAGCUGCUACGUUGGGCCGAAAGGAACAUCGGGGAAAAUCCGGAUACCAAGCCGGAACUGAUCGAGCAGCUUCGGGACAUGAUUUUCCAACGAGGUGAAUGCGUGCCCCACAGGACGGACGACGCGUUCCUGCUGAAAUUCCUGCGGGCGCGACACUUCCACGUCCGACACGCUCACAGACUGAUCGUAAACUAUUACAAACUUAAGGAAUCGACCCCCGAGUUUUUCGACAUCGACUACGAAAAGCUAGUCGAGUUGGGUCGCACUGACGUAUUCAACACCCCACCCAACACCGACCAAGACGGAAGACGUCUGAUGGUAAUCCGGAUAGGCAACUGGGAUACUUCCAAAUACACCCCGGUCGACUUGUUCCAAGCUGUGAUAUUAAUUUUAGAAAUAGCCCUCACGGAACCCAAAGUACAACUGUUGGGGGGAGUAUGCAUAUUCGAUCUCAGCGGGCUUAGCAUAGGACAGGCAUGGUACAUGAGUCCGACAGUGGCCAGGCAGAUGACCCAAGUGGGAUUUAGUGCGAUGCCGUUUCGCGCGCACGCGAUUCACGUUGUCAACCACUCGUGGGUGUUCGAUAUGGCGUUCAGCAUUCUGCAGCCGUUCCUCGCUGAGGUAAUGAAAGAGAGGAUAUAUUUUCACGACGAUUUAGACAGCCUACACCGGCAUAUCGAGCCCAAGCAUUUACCGAAAAGAUACGGUGGAGUUUACGAGGAUCACAAAUAUAUCACGUGGAUGGACAGCCUCAAAAACAAUGACCAUGUUAUCGACGAGCUGACGUCGUUGGGUUACCUGGGCUGUCGCGAAGUCAUUCAAAAAUUGAAAGUCUAGACGAUGUAGUUUAAGUGCCUUGUUUGACAAUUUUAUAACAAUAAUAGUAAUAAUAAACCGGCCCUAUUUGGCGUAUUUUCUAAAAAAUGCUGUUAU
Cylas formicarius (sweet potato weevil) is the source of this 1219-nucleotide messenger RNA. RefSeq names its product clavesin-2-like. Gene Ontology annotation, cellular component: membrane. The transcript is spliced from 7 exons. The record is from RefSeq and is a predicted model, not a curated record. The coding region runs from base 212 to 1123 and encodes 303 amino acids. Lineage: Eukaryota; Metazoa; Arthropoda; Insecta; Coleoptera; Brentidae. Gene Ontology annotation, molecular function: phosphatidylinositol bisphosphate binding.